UAUACCUAUCGAGCAAUGGCCGCCACGCUCCACACAAUCACAGACGUUAAGUACGCGCGCCUAUGGCGACUCCGCACUCUAGCGUAGUUAGUAUACAUCUCUAUGGGGCCGGGGCAACUCGACAUAUGCGACAAAAUGCAGGGAACAAAGAAUGGAGAGUUGACGGCCCAACAAAUCGAAAAUCUCCCGAUAGAUAUCAGCUCCACUAAACUACUUGAUUGGCUGAUAGAUCGCAGGCAUGUAAAUCUGAAAUGGCAGUCUGCUGCCCUCAUCAUUCGUGAGAAGAUCAAUCACGCUAUCCAGGAUAUGCCCGAGGUAGAAGAGAUUAAAAAACUCUUGACUGGAACAUACAUAAACUACUUUCACUGUUUAAGAAUUGUUGAACUGCUAAAAGUUUCUGAGGAGAGUAGCAAGAAUAUAUUUGGCUAUUAUUCAUCUCAGCGCAUGAAGGAUUGGCAAGAGGUUGUGAAACUGUAUGAAAAAGACAACAUCUAUCUUGCAGAAGCAGCUCAUAUGCUGAUCAGAAACGUAGGCUUUGAAAUUCCAUCUCUGAAGAAGCAGAUUGCAAAGUGCCAACAGUUGCAAGCAGAAUGCUCUAAGAAAGAAAAGGAUUAUGCAGAGAGUGCCAGCUCAGCUAGAGAUGAAUACAAACAAUCAUGCAAACAGCUUGGUAUAAAGGGAGAAAAGAUCCGAUCAGAGUUGUUAGAGCUUGUAUCAGAGCUCCCGCAGACAUACAGGUCAAUAGAAGAGCAGGCUAGGAAACUGAGUCAAGUUCUGGAGUUCUAUCAAGCAUUUGUCCAGUUUGUCAAUGGAAGUGAUGAAGAGAGCAUGGGAGAUGUGUGUCCGAUGCUACAGUACCUUACACAGCAUGGGAACACUACUGUUUAUCAAUGGAGAACAGGGAAAGUCCCAGACAGGGUCGAAGAGGUCAAACUUAGCUUCCUGGAGGAUGAAGAAGAAACCAAAGAUGAUGAGAUUGAUUUCAGUGGCAUUGAUAUGGAUACAGGAGGAAUAGACUUUGGUGAUUUAGGAAUUUCAGUAGAGAAUGAAGGUGCUGAAACCAUAGAUUUUGACAUUGAGGUUGGUGAUGGCACAGUGACUGAAAGUGGAGAGGGUGUGGCUCGUGGUAAUGAUGCUCUAUGUCUGUUUGAACACAUCCCAACUAGGAACCAGUUUAUCAAUGAAAUCAUAGAGCUACAAGCAUUCCUGGGGCAACGCAGAACAGAGAUGCAGGGAGACUCCGACGUUCUUACAGUCAAUCAGUUCCAAACAGCGCCCACUAUAGUCCAGACAAAGACACUUAAUGAUGUCACGACUAUGCUGUCCCAAGUAGAUGAUAUCUACAAGCGACUGACAGAGACAAGAAUGCAGCAUCUUUUCCUUCUCAUAGGAUCUCCAAAAUAUGUUGACAGAUUGACAGACUCCCUGAAGCAGAAGCUUUCUCUAGAAGAGAAGAUGCUAGCAUCAAGGGAAGCAGUAAAACAGAAACGAUUUGAUUGCCUGGAGGACCAGACUAAGCUUGAACCUCAGGUAGAUGCAUUGGUUGGAAGAACAAGGGAAUUACAAAAACAGAUUGAAGGUGAUAUAUCAAAGAGAUACAAGAACAGGCAAGUCAAUCUAAUGGGUGCCAUCAACACAAUAUGACAGAAUCAGAUGUUAAGAUUGAUAUUCAGAUUUAUAUUUAUAUUCAUAUCAUCUCACAAACUCAUAAAUAUUUAUGCUAUGAAUUAGCCAGCACACAUUCUUGUAAAGUAUUCUUCUUUGAAUUUAGAAUAUUCACAAAUCAUACUGGAGAACAAAUCACAUUCCUAUAAAACAUAUUGAUAAGUGGUUAAUGUGUAUUUUGGUAAUCAUAUACUGUAAUUAUAUUAUAUUGGAUGGCUCAGAAUGGAAUACCAGAAAUAUUGCUAGAGGUAGGGAAAAUAUUCCACGAAUCGCAAAUGAGUGGAAUAUUGACCCUAACAAGUGGAAUAUUUCUGGUAUUCCCUGAAAUAAAGCCAUCCUUUAUAAGUAUUGUUAUCUGUAAAUAAUUCUUAUCAUCAGAGAAAAAAAAACGAUUGAGCAAAUCAUUUAUGGCAACCUGUUGUUCCGUAUGACAUCAUUAAGUAUCAUUGUGCUCUAUGUUGCCUAUUGCAUUGCAUUCAUUUUAUGCAUUGUAUAUUUCGCGCAGGCGCACUAGACUGUUGAAUAUGGUCUCUGUUUUGUACAGGAGCCUAUGGGAUAUUCGUGGGACUUCGGUCCUCUUAGGAAUAUACUGUCAUAUGAUACAGGCCAGAAUAGGCAUUUUUAAUGCAUCACUAAAACUCUGUAUAGAUAAUACCUAUAAUUUAUCAUUACCAUUAGUUUAUUUGGUCUCCACUACACUUGGUCUUAUAACCAUUUAGUCUAAUUCUCUUUGGUAUCAUGCACAGAUGGUCUAAUUUCUACCAUGUCUCCUAAUGAUUUUGUCCUUUGUCCAAUGAAAAUAUGAUUCAGGAACAUUUCAUCUAACCAUAUAGACUAGAUGUUGUUGGACCAAGUGGAUAUUAGAUGAAAUGUUUAUAAUCUAACUUGAAAUUAGAUAAAAUCAUCAAUGUGCUAAAUGGAAAUUAGACAAAAUAGUUAGUAGACGAACUGGUUGUAGACAAAACUAGGAUAAGACCCUGCAGGAUGAGAGACCAAUUGGAAAGUAGACGAAGUGGGUGUAGACCAGUUGACAAUUUAUCUUGAAGUACUUGGAAGUCUUUGACCCACUUGUUUAUCAGCCAAAUGAGAUCAAAUUAUUCUCAGGAAUUGUUAAAAUCUCUUAUAACAGAGCCAUGUUGGCAUUCCAACCCUGUCAAAUGUCUUUAAAGGACAAGUCCACCCCAACAAAACCUUGAUUUGAAUAAAAAGAGAAAAAUUCAACAAGCAAAACACUGAAAAUUUCAUCAAAAUCGGAUGUAAAAUAAGAAAGUUAUGACAUUUUAAAGUUUCGCUUCAUUUCACAAAACAGUUAUAUGCACAUCUCGGUCAGUAUGCAAAUGAGGGAACUGAUGACAUCACUCACUCACUAUUUCUUUUGUAUUUUAUUAUAUUAUGAAAUAUGAAAUAUUUUGAUUUUCUCGUCAUUGUCAUGUGAAAUGAAGUUUCAUUCCUCCCUGAACACGUGGUAUUCCAUUAUUUUAACAUUUUGUGCUUCAGGCAAGGAGGUCCUAAUCAUCAAAUUCGUAAAAAUUGAAAUAUUGUAUAAUUCAAACAAUAAAAAACAAAAGAAAUAGUGAGUGAGUGACAUCAUCGACUCUCUCAUUUGGAUGUAACUGGCUCGUUCAUAUAACUAUUUUGUUAAAAAUAAGCGAAACUUUGAAAUGUCAUAACUUUCUUAUUUUACAUCCGAUUUUGAUGAAAUUUUCAGCAAUGUGCUUGUUAAAUUUUUCUCUUUUUUUUCAAAUCAACAUUUUUCUGAGGUGGACUUGACCUUUAACUAAAUAGACACUUUUGUAUCUUAUUAUGAUUAUGAAGUGCUUUCAUUGAUCUGGGUAUAUUAAAAGUUCAAAAUUUCUUGCCUAAAACAUUGUUUUUCCCCCAACAAGAUCAUUUCUUUAGUAGUCUGAAUAAAUUUUGAUGACAAAGCUCAGGUAGAUCCCAUUUAAGCUGAUAAUAUUUCAUGAAAGAUAUAUAUAUAUAAUAUGUAGUAUUAUGCUUGUUGAGACCGGUAUUUUCCCAUAAUCGGGCAUUGAAAGCCCAUAAUUACAUUAACAGCCUAGCAUUGCACAGCAUAAGUACAGGCUGAACUAAACCCCAAAUACAUAAUUUUUGUCACCAAAUAAGAUUGGAGAUCACAAAAUGAUUGGAGAGUGUAUUUGAUUUAUAUAUGGGUUGAAUCCAUUCCUAAUCACAAGCAGAUUCUUUUUGUAGACAUUUCAUUCAUUUUAUGGAUUUCUAAGAAUGUAUUUUGGAGGGCCAUUUUCAAGACAUUUCUUGAUGAAAAUUAUGUAUUACAUUGCUUCCACAGUGUUGAUACGUAAUGAAACAAUUAUGAUCAAAUAGUUUUCCCGUUUUUAAUAAAAUAAUUAAAAAAAAUCAGUAAUUACAGACUAUCAUUAAUUUCUAGAUUUUUAGAUGCAAUAUCUUUUGAAAUAUAGUGAUCAUGUCUCCAAAAUCAAUUGUUUCUGUUUUUAUUCAUGUUCUUGAUACCGCCAAUAAUUUCCUCCAUACAUUUUUUCUCUAAACCGGUGCAAUAUAGUUUACUUUUAGAUGGUUUCCUAUUUGUUUCAUUUCUUUAUAAAAUAUUUCUCAAGAAUCUUCUUUGAUGUUUUUCUUGGCCUGCUUUUGUUAUCUUUCCCAGUCCCUAAGAAAUAUUGAAAAUUAUCAUUUAACAAAGAAAAAGAAAGAAUGAAUUGUCUAUGUGUGUCUAUUGGUCUUAUGUUCUUUUAAAUGUAUUCAUAUAUACACUUUAGAAUGUGUUUGUUUUUGUUCUUUCUGUUAGUCUUAUCGAUCAAUGAUUCAUGCAUUGUUAAAUAAAUAGCUCUUGAUUUGUGUUCAUUCAGAUCUUCCAAUAUAUAAACAUAUGAAAUAAAUUACUUAUUUGUCAAGUCACAU
Messenger RNA from Lytechinus pictus (painted urchin), 4560 nucleotides. Its product is annotated as CDK5 regulatory subunit-associated protein 3-like. Gene Ontology annotation, cellular component: endomembrane system. The transcript has 13 exons. Bases 103 to 1644 code for a protein of 513 amino acids. The record is from RefSeq and is a predicted model, not a curated record. Gene Ontology annotation, biological process: regulation of cyclin-dependent protein serine/threonine kinase activity; regulation of mitotic cell cycle. NCBI's taxonomy places the organism in Eukaryota, Metazoa, Echinodermata, Echinoidea, Temnopleuroida, Toxopneustidae.